Messenger RNA from Spodoptera litura, 2239 nucleotides. RefSeq lists its product as uncharacterized. The record is from RefSeq and is a predicted model, not a curated record. NCBI's taxonomy places the organism in Eukaryota, Metazoa, Arthropoda, Insecta, Lepidoptera, Noctuidae.
CCUAAUUAAAACGGUGUCAAAAACUUUUUAAAGUAUCUUUGUAAAGGGUAAGGAUUAAUUAUCCGUGCCGGGUAUAAUGAUCGGUAUCUGGCACAACCACGACAACACAGUCGCGUUGAGCGCGAGCGGCGCCGGGCGGGGCCGAUAGUACCAAGGAUCGCGCCCGCGCCGCCCGCAACCCCCGCACAACCGCCCCGCAGCCAUGGUGCGCGACAAGAAGCCGACGCAGAAGACCGACUCACAGAAAUCGAGCACGAAUUUAGUGGGCAAGUUCACCCAGAGCGUCCGUCGUAUCGUGCAAGAUGUCAAGGAUGAAGGCACAUCUAGCGGGCAGACGAAGGAAGAGGUGAUAGAAACCAAUGAACGUCUUCGCGGAGUGCGGGUGCGUCUCGAUGAGAACUAUGAUACGGCGAAGAAGGCGCUCGUCACACUCAUGGCUCGCUACAGCGAGUCCAAGUCCCAGAGAAACGUGUUCACAAGAUACGCAUUGCUCAAAGCUAUGAUAAAGGACGUAAUUCGACUCGAGACUCAGUACUGGUCAUUGGUGGAGAUCCCCCGGCAGGAGAAGGCGGAGACGGUGCCGGCGUUUGUGCUACGCGCCUGUGCCAUCAUGGAGAAGACGCAGAAAUCUGGUGAAGGAGUCAAGACAUCCGCCAAGUUGGCUGAAGAAGCUGCCGAUAAAAGAGAGCGGAUAGAAAGACUGAACGAUAUGACUACAAUCCAGAUAGAAACCGAAAACACCCAGAUGACUAAUGAUUUGUACCGUCUGUUGAAAAAAUAUACCGGUCUACGAAACUUAAUAAGGGAACUAAAGUCGGACUACGUGAGUUCCAAGGUGUAUCCGAUUUUCCCUCGCUACACUAUGCUCAAAGACAUGAUCAAGGACAUCAUGCACGACCCUGACUACAUGGAGGUGUGCCAUGAAGUGGAUCCAUAGCGCGGGGUGCGCAAAUAAAUGAGGCACUCUUUCACCGACCGACAAAGGUCGUGUCGUCGCUAGUUUCGCCAAGGACGUGCAACAGUUGGAAUUGGAAUGAAUCGGUGAUCUUAUGUCUACCAUCUUGAAAUUGUGCUAUCAAUUGACAACAUGUUAUUCAAACUAACGAUUUUUACAAAAAGAUAUAAUCAGUUUACAAAAUUCUGUUACUAAACUUUAUUUUGAAAAUCGAAGUGUUUGCAACGGUAUCCGUGUAUUUAAAGAUGGCGGAUAAAAGAUAGGGUGUGUUGGUGGAAUUGGCGGCGAUUAAUGUGACGAGUACUCGUUUAAUUUGCGCUACUUUGUUCAUUGGACUGUUUAUUUAGUGUAAGUUUAGAUUUUAGUGAGUCUGUACUCGUCCUUAUGUGUCGUUCGAUUUUAAUUUUGUCAGUUACCUUGUGCAACACAUUAAUGAUGCAGCUAAAAUCCAAUCUAAUCUUCUGAAGUUCUAACAAAAGACUUUGGCUGCUAAAUAUAUUCUUAGCCCUUUUUCUAUUUUACCCUGUGUUCUUAGUAGGUAACAAUGUCGAUGUUUAUUUCUUCAGCUUCAAUACUUAUUAUUGUGAAAGCAUUUGUGUCUAUACAUAUCCUUGUUGUCUCGCUGUAUCAAAAAGGAGCUUUUGAAAACAUAAUCAAAAUUAGCACUAGCUAGUCUAUCUAUCUACACAUAUCUUGUCUAUAUCACAUUAUACUACUAAUCCUACCAUUUUUCCUAAUCAUAAUAUCUUAUUUGUCUUAGAAUGUCUUAUAACUUUUUGUAAAUUAUAGAGACCCUGAUUUUCCUAGAAAUAUUAUCCAUCCACCUAAUUGUUAAACACUGAUAAUUUUUGUAAAACUUAGGCAACAUCUUAAUCCUUUACAGUAUCGCGAUCAAUAUGUAGAAAUCUACCUAUGUCAUGCUUAUAUUGAUACUUACUCAAGUGUAGGACAGCAAAAUAUAAUUAUAAAUGUAUGAAUGUACGUGGAUGUAAAUUACGUUGUAAAGCCAUUGCAUGUGUUCAAUAUUGUAACAUUGAUGAAUUGUGUGCUGAAAAUGAAAAAAAAAAAGAUCUGUAUUAAAUGUUACACCUAGACCGAGCAGGUCACGCUACUUUAAUCGGUUUAAUCGUUUUGAACUUCAUGUAUUUUAGUAAAAAAUUGAAAAUCCAUUGAAGAAACUUCAUAAACUGUAGUAGCUAAGUAAUUUGAUGUGCUGAUUUGUGCUUCCUGUGGUCUACUACCUAUGAUUACAUUAUCAAUACCUAUUUUAUUUCCAUUCUUUAA